CCAAUCAGUUACUCCCACCUGUCAUGACCAUCAUGUCCUUAUCAGUUGUUAUGUAUGAAAUUUCCUUUAUUCACAGGAUAUCAUCCAAGCCAAGCCUUCCAGACUACCAAUAUCCUCGCAGGAAUUGUUUAGCAUCCUCGAUGAUGCUAGUGAAAGAACAUUUUUAUGUGCUGGCACAGCUGAAUCUAUGCAAACGUUCGUUUUUUAUGGAGAAACUACGAAAGACAGCACUGACUUGAAGAACCUUGUUGCUACUACUAGCUUCCUUCUUGAACAGAAAUUGGUAUUUGCUUUUACUUUUUCCCUCGUUACUUUUGGUUAUGUCAAUUCCUAUCAGUGGAUGCCCUUUUGUUUACCUGAAAAAGUAAGUUUGCACUGUAAUCCAAAUUUUGUACAACUUCAUCUGGAUAUAAGGCAGGAAAGAACAAACAAACAUGUUGGGGGCGACAUUGAUAACCAAGCUUUCUGUAGCUUCAACCAAAAAAAAUUCGCUUUUGCAAAUAAAUGCAUUUUGCUGAAGAAGGGAAUUAGUUUUUUUCCCUUUUUGUUUGGCAUCCUCUCCAUAGUCCUCUUCGGCUUAGGUGUUAUUUCUAACUUGAAUAUAUCUCUAAAGUCGUUAUGCUUUUAUAACCAGAUGAAAGCAUGGAUUGCUGACAAAGAUGCAGAGGCUUUGAGGUGUCAGAAGCUCCUUGUGGAGGAGGAAGAGGCUGCACAGAGAAGACAAGCACUGCUUUUAGAGAGGAAAAGACAGAAAAAGCGUCGUCAGAAGGAACAGAAAGUGAGGGAACAAUUCGAUGGAUGCAAUGAAGAUUUGAAUGUCAUUGUUGAUGUAGUAGACAGACCAACUUCAACUGAAGCAUCUGGGCCUUCAUCACCUUCAGAUUCCAGCUCAAGCUUAACCGAUAGGCCGACAAAUCUCGAUUCUAUCUUAGAACCAAUGCUGCCCCAGAGCAAGGAAUCAGACCAAGAUAUCGAAGCAAAUGUUGAUUUUAGCACUGAACAUGUCGAAAAAGGGGAUUCUCAUACUAAAAAACUCCAGAUGGUUGUUGUCAAUAGCCACCGACAGUUGACCACCAAUCGCUGGCAGAUUCCAAAGUCUCAAAGGAACAGCCAGCACGGACUCCAUGUAAACCCAAAUCUUCAGACCUUAAAACCUGAACCUGUACGUAAGCUUGGUCCAUCCAAAGACCGAAGUUUAAUGAAUGGGAGCAAAGUUUGGACCAAGAAACUCAAAAUUGAUAGUGACGGGGAGAAAACGAAGCCACCUCCACUGCAGAGAGAGAUCAGUCACCAGAUUAAAGAAAAUAAUUGCGAAGUAAUAAUUGGUUCGAUAUCCGUCGCACUGAAUGGUUGUGUUGCCCGGAAUCAAGAUAGUAGCACAGAUGCACAAGAUAAUGGAAAUACACAGCAUCCAAUAAUCCUUAAGAAGAAAAAUGCUUCAGAAAAGCCAGUGAAAGCCAAUAAUGUUCAGUCUGGCACCACUCGAGUGGCUUAUAAGCUUUGGAGGCCUCGUGAAAUUAAAAGCAUCACCCCCGUUGAUAGAGUCAAUGGGGAUUCCCAAAUAUCUGGCCAAACACGAUUCGACGAGGAUGCUGGUUGUGAUAAUACGAAGCAAUAUCGUGUACGUUCAGAUGAAAAUGGUGGACAACAGUGUAUGCCUUUCUCAAGCAAUGCUGCAAAAGAGUUUCUUGCAAAGAGAUGGAAGGAAGCAAUCGCAGCAGACCAUGUGAAAUUAGUCCUCUCCAAAGGGCAUGAACAACCACUUCCUGGGUGCUCUGGUAGAAGUGUUCAAGUUCAGUUCAGUAAAAAAUCGGAUAAGAGUGUGAAACUUAAAUACAUUCCUAAACAAAAAGCCGUUGCCUAAGAAUAAAUGCGAGUAUACACAUUUUAGCUUAAAGCCUAUUUUCUUCACAAGAUUCCAGUUUUACUAGAGGUCUUUUAUAUGAAAUUUGGAGGCAUGUUUUUCUUGAGGAAGUGGAUUUUAUUUUUUUCCGGGGGGUAGAUUAUGUAGGUGUGUCGUCGGGAUUAUUGCUGCACAGGUGAAGUAGGGUGUUCUGAUUUUUUUUUUCCAUUGAUAUGUUUCUUUGAUGAAUUGGGUUGUACUGUCAAUUAGAGAGACUUAAGCGAUUAUCUGAUAUUUUUUGCCCGCAUAUGAUUUAGAAAGGUAAA
Erythranthe guttata (spotted monkey flower) is the source of this 2169-nucleotide messenger RNA. Lineage: Eukaryota; Viridiplantae; Streptophyta; Magnoliopsida; Lamiales; Phrymaceae. The record is from RefSeq and is a predicted model, not a curated record.